Naegleria lovaniensis is the source of this 1827-nucleotide messenger RNA. RefSeq lists its product as uncharacterized. Gene Ontology annotation, molecular function: N,N-dimethylaniline monooxygenase activity; flavin adenine dinucleotide binding; NADP binding. The transcript has a single exon. The coding region runs from base 1 to 1827 and encodes 608 amino acids. NCBI's taxonomy places the organism in Eukaryota, Heterolobosea, Eutetramitea, Acrasida, Naegleriidae. The record is from RefSeq and is a predicted model, not a curated record.
AUGGCUCAACUCACUCAUCCAACAACCUUUGAAGGUUUCCAAAUCAAACGUGUCUGUAUCGUUGGCGCUGGCUCCAGUGGUCUCUCCUCCAUAAAGGCUCUUCUCGAAUCCAAUUUCACAAUCAAACCAGAAUCCGUUCCUUCCUAUCCACAUAAUUUUCAAACUAACAAUAAUAACAACAAUAACAACCACACGAAUCCAAACUCUUCCGAUCCAUUCAAACCAAAAAUUCUAUUCGAACCCGUGUGUUACGAAGCAACCAAUGACAUUGGUGGUUUGUGGAAAUUUUCACAACAAGAAAGUGAAUUUUCAUCUGUGUAUAAAUCGACAGUGAUCAAUACGAGUAAGGAAAUGAUGAGUUUUUCGGAUUUUCCCAUACCGGAUGAGUUUCCUUCGUUUUUACCACAUUACAAGAUUAUUGAGUAUUUUAAAAUGUAUGCCGAUCAUUUCUCGUUGUGGAAAUAUAUUCAUUUGGAAACUCGAGUGGUGUCGAUCACUAAAAAAGGAGAGAAAUAUCUUGUGAAGAGUGUGAAACAUGUUAACAAGGAUGACCAUACACCAUGUGAAAAGGUAGAAGAAUUUGAUUUUGUGAUGGCCUGUACUGGACAUCAUUCCAAACCUCAAAUUCCUCAAUUCGAAGGUCUUAAUGAACAUUUCAAAGGUCAUGUCAUGCAUUCACACGCCUACAAGGAUCCAUUCAAAGAAGAAUUUCUCAACAAGAAUGUUCUCGUUAUUGGAAUUGGAAACAGUGGAGGAGAUAUUGCAACAGAAUUGGCCAAAAACGUUGCAAAAAGCGUCAUUCUCUCCACUCGUUCAGGAACAUGGAUCAUUCCAAGAGAAUCUCUUUUUGGUUCUCCAUUGGAUCACGUUCCUCGUUAUUUGUGGUUAUUACCAACUGCUGUUUUACAACUAGUCAUGGAAAGUACCAUGAAAUUAUUUUACGGAAAUAUUGAAGGAGUGGCAAGAAAUUUACAACCUCGUCAUCACUUGUUGAGUUCUCAUCCAACGAUUAAUAGUGAACUUGUUGGAAAGAUUCGAACUGGAGCAAUUUCUGUUCAAAGAAAUGUUUCGAAAUUUUUAAAGGAUGGUCAUUCAGUUGAAUUUGAAGAUGGAACCAUUGUUCACAACGUUGACACUGUGAUUUUGUGUACAGGUUACAAAAUUGAAUUCCCGUAUUUGAAUGAAAUUUCUGAGGACUUGUCAUUGUGUCAACGAGAGGACAAUCAAGUUCAUUUAUACAAGUACAUGUUCCAUCCUUCACAUAAAUCCAUCGCCUUCAUUGGUCUAGUUCAACCAUUGGGAGCAAUCAUGCCCAUUUCAGAAUUACAAGCAAGAAUUGCCACUCGUGUAUUCCGUGGAGACUGUCACUUGCCAUCCGAAGCUGAAAUGAACACAGACAUUGAAUUGAAAAAAAAGAAUAUGGAACAACGAUAUCUCAAAUCUAAACGACAUACCAUUCAAGUCGAUUACACACUCUACAUGGAUGAACUUGCAGAAAUGAUUCAAGUUCAACCUCGUUAUUUAAAUUAUCUUUUCACACAUCCAAGAUUAUUUGUGAAAUUAUUGAACUCUCCAGCAUUUCCAGCCACGUAUCGAAUUGAAGAUCAGUCUCCAUUCAUUGAUCAAAAACAACGUCAAAUGGAACGAGAACAAGCUAUAGAAACUCUUCAAAAAUUUUCCUAUGAUUUACUGUCUGAAAAUUAUCAACCCAAUCCCAAUGAAAGAAGUAAUAAGAGAGAAAAUUCGUUUGUCUUGGUAGUAGUGUUACAGGCCGUGUUUUUAUUUUUCGUUUAUUUGAUUUAUGUAUUGAGAAGAAAAUUGAACUAA